Cooperia oncophora is the source of this 927-nucleotide messenger RNA. The record is from the annotation of a GenBank genome assembly. NCBI's taxonomy places the organism in Eukaryota, Metazoa, Nematoda, Chromadorea, Rhabditida, Trichostrongylidae.
AUGCUUCAACGAACACGGCCACUAGCACAGUCCAUUCGUGCUUAUUCGGCAUCUUCGUCUGAGCCAAAAACAAAGAUAAAAGAUGGGCCAUCUUUCGCGGAUUUUGUUAGUUCAGGUAGUAUCCAUGAAGCCGUGGCUAAAUAUCACGGAAAGUUGAAACUCGAGAAAGGCGACCGUCGGUUACGGUUACCAGAUUGGUUAAAAAAAGAAAAGGUUCUUCCCAGUGAAAACGAAAAUGUAUCACGGUUAAAGAAGCAACUAAAGGGCCUGAAGCUCGCCACAGUUUGUGAAGAAGCAAGGUUCUGCUCAGUAAAAACCUCCCGAAAGCCACCUCCAUUGGAUCCGCUGGAGCCGGAAAAAACAGCGUUGGCGGUGAAAUCAUUGGCGAUGUAUAUUACAUCGUUGUCACCUCAGUUGAUCGGUAGGUUUCAAAGUUACUUUUUGGUGUAUUUGAAGGUUAUUCUACUGGAGUUCGCGUUCAGAGAUGACGUAGAAGAUGGCGGUGCAAGUCAUCUUUCCAAAACUGUCCAGCUUAUGAAGAAGGAAAGGCCAGAACUGCUGAUCGAAUGUCUAUUGCCUGAUUUUGCUGGUUGUAUCCGCAAUAGUACUUGGAUAUGCAUGGCGUUAAGUGGCCUUGACGUCUAUGCUCAUAAUGUGGAGACUGUUGAACGACUAACACCAUGGGUUCGAGAUCCAAGAGCGAAGUAUCACCAAUCCCUUGCAGCACUGAAACGGGCUAAAACAACAAAUCCUAAACUUAUCACGAAAACAUCAAUAAUGCUUGGUCUUGGCGAGCAAGACGAUGAGGUUCGACAGUGUUUAGCUGAUUUACGAAGUAAUGACGUAGAUGUGGUCACAUUUGGCCAAUACAUGCAACCAACCAAGCGGCAUUUACUAGUGAAGGAAUGGGUAACUCCUCAAAAGUAA